Molecule: messenger RNA, 5208 nt
Organism: Vespa velutina
Lineage: Eukaryota; Metazoa; Arthropoda; Insecta; Hymenoptera; Vespidae
Gene: egl
Product: egalitarian protein homolog
Exons: 6
Coding region: 1260-3755 (831 amino acids)
Biological process (GO): nucleobase-containing compound metabolic process
Molecular function (GO): 3'-5' exonuclease activity; nucleic acid binding
Source: RefSeq, a predicted model, not a curated record
CUUAAAAAAAAAAAAAAAAAGAAAGAAAAAAAGAAAAAAAAACAAAAAAAAAAAAGAAAAGAAAAAGAAGAAAAAAAAAUCCUUUAAAAUUAAAAGCAUCUUCUAAUAAUCCAAUCAGAUAUUAACCAAAGAUACACAAGUGCUGGUAGAUAUAACAAUAAUGUUAAUAACAAUUAUGCUCUACAUAAAUAAUAUAAUAUAAAGUAUUUUUUUAUAAAGUUAUUUUUACACUUUACUUAAAAAAAAAAAAAAAAAAAAGAGAAAAAGAAAAGAAAAAAAAAAAGAAAGAAAAAAAAGAAAACUUAUGAAAUGCUAAAUAAAGAAAUAUUUUUUUUCUAAUUUUUUAUAGAUCCAAUAUUUUGUCAUAAGACAUGUUUUGUCACGUAUCGCAUGAAAUAUUUCAUAUCCUUAUAUCUAUAUAUCAUAGAAUAUGUCAAUGAAUAUUAAAUGUAAAUAAGUUCAUAGACGUGAGACCUUUACGUACAAUGUAAAUGGAGCUCACGAUCAACAAUGCUCUUUAUUAUUUCAUUCGAAGUUUACAUGUCAAUGUAAUGUGAUAUUAUUAUAUUACGAUUGAUUAUGAUCUUUCGAAGAAAACGCGGCAAUGAAAAGUUGUAGUUACGCAACGACAGGUGGCGAUAACUUCUCGUGAGAAUACCUGAUAUCUUCAAGUUUAUCAAGUGCCAGCUGCAAUCUAGAAAUUUGGUAUCCUUUGUUCUUGGGAUACUUGGUGAUCUGUAAUAAUUGUUUCCGAAGUGCCCAUUAAUGUUAUAUUUAUUAUUAUUUAAUAUUAAAAUAAUAUAAUGUUUUUAUUUGGAAACGAUUAAUAUUUAAUAUAAUUUAUGUUGAUUAAUUAUUAUUAUUGGAAAUUUAAUUAAAAUGUGUUGACCUAGAAAAUAUUUUAGAUUUCAUUUAUUCAAAUAUGUCGAAUAUUUAAUGAAGAGGACUAAUGCUUCAGCCAUCAAUGGAUCCUGUUUGUUGUGUUAUUGGUAUUAGCGAUGUAUCUGCUAAGUUAUGUCAAUCGUCAUGCAUAUCUCUUAUAAGGAUAUAAAAAAAUAUUAUUUUCUAUGAUUGAUUAUGCAUUUUUGUUAUUACUAUUGUCAUUUGAAUAUUAUGGUAAAUAAGCGUAUUUCGUAAUUUAAAAAGUUUCUCUUUUAUACUAUGUUAAUUAAUAUUUUAAUAUUAUUAGGAUAUUUCGUGACAGUGCCAUCAAUUACGAAUGAUCAAAGGAGUAUCUAACAAUAAUAAAAACUUACGAAAUGGAUAGUUCUGAAUAUGAGAUGGUCAGAAAUAUGACUCUCUUAUUCUUUUUUGAACGUUUAAUGGACAAAGGUGGACCACGGACAUUACACGAUUUAAGUUGUCAAUUUGGAGCUAAAGGAUUCACUAAAGAAAUGCGUCAAAUAGCAGGUGGAUCCCAGAGUGGCCUUAAGAAAUUUUUAUCUCAACAUCCAUCACUUUUCAUUAUAAACGGUGAUUACGUUUCCAUUAAUACAUUUCAAUCUGUACACGAAGAAGACAGUGGAUUUAAAUUAAGUGGAACACGUGAUUAUGCUCGAGAAGCAGUAGAAUAUUUUUCUAAUAAAUUGAUGCAAUACGGAGUAGGAACCGAGGUACCAAUAACUAGCCUACUUGGACAUCGAUCGCAGGCCUCUCCAGAAGUAAGACACAUUUCUGGUCAACGCUAUAAAGAAUUUAGAGAUUUUCUCUUGAAGUAUCCUGGUGCCUUUGUAGUUACGGACGAUAAUGUAAUGUUGAAACAAUACGAAGGAAUGAAAGUAAAAUUAUUCGUAGAAUUGGAACCCGAUACGCCUAUCGAUCCCGAAGUUACUGUAAAAUUAUUACAAUUUUUUGCCCAAUGCAUAGAAGAGAAGGGUCCAAUUUUUAUAGAUAUAUUGUUUAAUAUGGUUAAUGAAAAAUUUUGUCAUGGACAAAAUUGGACGUCUAUAUUUAAAACGGUUCGAGAUUUGUCUACGUUUAUAAAAAUGUUUCCCGACACCUUUCAUGUUCAAAGUAAUCUCGUAACAUUGAUAGAACGGGGAAAAUCUUCUACGUUAGAAACAGAGACGAAAACGAAACCUAUGCAAUUGACUCGAAAUCGUGGUAAUGUCGUAAAUCGAAUAAAUGCAGUACAACAAACAACAAGUUUAUCAAAUAAUACACAGACAUCCUCUCAGGCAGUAAACUCAGAAAGCGUUGUAUGUAACAACUCACCAAUUGAAAAUAAUACAUCGCAAACUGCAACUCCUACACCUGUUGAAACUAAUAAUAACUGUCCUUUAGUAAGUUUACAGCAACAAACGCUUAAACAAAGAAUAAAUACGCUUGUAAUGAAGACGUUAGCAGAUAAUACCGAUAAAGAUCGCAGUUUACAGAGUAUUCAAAAGGGUGACGCGUGGAAAUUAAAAGUAUUACAACAGACAAGGGUAAUUGUAAACCCAAAAGAAAGUUUACAGAUUAUAGAAGAUAUAAUAAAUCCUCGCAAACCUCGAGCUGAUAAUAAUGUUAUUUCGUUUGAUUGCGAAGGAAUAAAUUUGGGUGUUAAAGGACAAUUAACUCUAAUACAAAUUGGGACUAUGAGUGGUCAAGCUUAUGUCUUCGAUUUAUUUACAUGUCCUACCCUCGUACAGGCUGGCGGACUUCAAAAACUUUUAGAAACCGAUAAAGUUGUCAAGGUGAUACACGAUUGUAAAAAUGAUAGCGUUAAUUUAUAUAAUCAAUUUAACAUAACGCUAAAUAAUGUCUUUGACACGCAGACUGCACAUGCCGUAAUUCAAUUUCAAGAAACAGGAAAACCUGUGUACAAAGUAAAAAAUGUCAAUUUAAAUAUUUUAUGCGAUCAUUAUGGGGCACCAUGUAAUCCCUUGAAGGAACAAUUAAAAAAUAUUUAUCGUAAAGACCAAAGAUACUGGUCUCGUCGGCCUAUGACUAGAGAUAUGUUGAUUUAUGCUAGUAGCGAUGUUCUCAGUCUUGUACCACGGGUAUAUCUUUCUAUGACAAGAUUGAUCAAGCCGGAGUUUCAAAGCCUGUUUACAGAAUUAUGCGAAGAACAAAUACUGAUGCAUAUAAAACCGGCAGAAGUGAAGGCUCGUAAAAAGCAAAGAAAAGUAGAGACGGAAGUUGCAGAUUUAAAGAAAAGAAUGGAAGAGGCAACGUGUAAAAACAUUGUAUUAAGUAAUCGAGAAAUUCGUCUUCUUCGUUAUUUAGAUCUUACGGAGGAAGAAAAAGAGAAAUUAAAGGGUAAUUAUAAGGUUGCUAAGAAAUUGGAGAAAUUAGAGAAUAUGGGUCAAGAUAAAGGUGAUAGCAGCGACGAGGACGACGAAGAUAAAAUGGAAGAUACGGAAUAUCAUAGCAUGGACAGUUACACCUCGGAGAAUUCGCAUUCUGGUGGAAUAUUAUCACCAAGAAAUUCCGAGACUCCAAGUUUAACAGAAUCUAUGCAAAUGGUCGAUGAAAUCCUAUCGGAUGCUCGAAUGGAUAGGUUGGAAAAAAUAGAGAAAUUAGAAGCAAUACUUUCUGCUGUGACUACGUCUUCGAACGAUCAAUUAUCGUCGCCAAAUAGUACAGAGAUUUCCCCAAGACAAUGUGUGUGUAAAUGUCUAAACGAUAAAGUUGAUAGCCCAACGAAAGAAACUAAGAUAUUGGUUAAUGCUGCCUGCCAAACACUUAGUACAGGUGAUAUCGCAAUAACGAGAGUAUUUGUCACGGAGGAAGAAAAGGAACGAGUAAGAUUACAGAAUUCGCCAAAAAAAUAGAUAUUUAAGCUGUUUUUAAAUAGCAGCAAAGAUGUUGCCAUUAAUAGGUUCUUUUAUAAAUAUGUAAUGAAAACUGAGCAAUGAAAAAUUGAUCUAUUUUGCGAAUUUCAUAAUAUUAAAUGACGAUGAACGAGUCUCGGUCUCGUUGUAAAUACAUCGUUAGGCAUUUUUCCAAAUCUGAAAUAUUAUCGAUGUCAGAUUUUUCAUGGAAAAAUGUCUUUUUAUCAUAUCAUCGACAUGUGAUGAUUAAUCUACUUAAAAAGAUUACCUUUCUUUACAAAUGUAUAAGAAAGAAACAUAAUCAAACAAAGUAGCCGAUUUAAAUCAUCACUUAUCAUAGAAAUGAUGCGAUUUUAAUACGACAGGUUAAUUAAUCGCUUAUAUUGUAUAAAUCCGACCGUAUGGUAUUUAUCAAUAACUCUACUAACAUGUCAUAUAUUGCUCCUUUUAUGGGAAAUAUUUUACUGACAUGAGCGCGCACAGGAUAAAUCGUAGGCUGAAGGAAAGUAUUACUGAACGAAUUAUUCUUGAAUAUACGAAUAUCCUUUUUUCUUUUUUUUUUUUUUUUUUUUCCUUUUUUACUGUGCCUUCAGUUUCCUGUGUACACAAAUAACAGUUAUAUUGAUUGUUUUAACAUUUAAUAUAUAAUAUUUCCAAAAAAAAAAAAAAAAAAAAAAAUUAACUUAUACAAAAUUACAUGUAAUUUCAAAAGUAUAUACGCAAAAUAAGAGAUAAAAACGAUAAUUGUAUCCUUUAUCGUUUUCUUUCUUUUUUUUUUUUUUGUUUCUCUCUCUCUUUCUCUCCUAGUUAAAAAUUUAAUUCAGCUUGACGAGAUUCGCACUAGUCCAUUUCUUUAUAAACUCUUCAUUUUCUUUGUUUUUUUUUUGCUUUUCAAUAAUUAUUAAAACGUAUAUCGUUUGACUUUGUCCUAUUUUUCUCAGCCGUUUAAAGUGCCAAGAGAAUAAAGAAUGUGUUAAAUUAAACGAGCAUGAAUAAAAUUUCCCUUUGUGUUCAUUUCAAAAUAAACACGUUCAUCUCUUCAACAUUGUAAUCAUGAAAAAGAAGUAAUAAUGACUCAUAUUAGAUUCCAAAGGUUCAUAUAUAUAUAUAUAUAUAUAUAUAUAUAUAUAUAUAUAUAUAUAUAUAUAUAUUCAUUAAAUAGUAAAGGUGUUGCAACUAUUUUUUUUUUCUUUUUUUUAUUGGAAAAUUAUUAUUCUUUGUUUCUGGCCAAGAAUGAAACCAUUGUUAAAAUCAUUUGCGCUCAUCGGGUGAUGUCCUGGAAUACAUACUUUUGCGACAGAUAUCCAAUUAUCGUCUUUACAUUUUACAAUUAGAACUUUAUUUACCUUAUCAAAUGUCGCAACACCUGAAAAUUACCGAAAAGUUUUUUUUUUUUCUCUAACAUUAUCGUAACAAUAACAAAUUAAUAAUUAUUAUAUUCCUUUUCUCUCUC